Lentinula edodes (shiitake mushroom) is the source of this 1047-nucleotide messenger RNA. Its product is annotated as Prp18 domain-containing protein. The record is from RefSeq and is a predicted model, not a curated record. The coding region runs from base 1 to 1047 and encodes 348 amino acids. NCBI's taxonomy places the organism in Eukaryota, Fungi, Basidiomycota, Agaricomycetes, Agaricales, Omphalotaceae. Gene Ontology annotation, biological process: generation of catalytic spliceosome for second transesterification step; RNA splicing. The transcript is spliced from 6 exons. Gene Ontology annotation, cellular component: U5 snRNP; U2-type post-spliceosomal complex; U4/U6 x U5 tri-snRNP complex.
AUGGACGGACUGCUCGCUGAAGUCGCUGCAAAGCGCAAGGCUAUCUCGGACGACCAACUAAACCCUAAGCCCUCAAAGUAUAUGCGGAGGGGAGAGCUUGAGCGUUUGCGCGAAGAGCAGGAAAGGAAAGAAAAGGCCGAGAAAGAAGCCGAAAUCACAGCAGAGAAACAACGGAAAGAGGAAUUAGUUCGAAAAGCAAGUAAAGCCCCUUCAAGGCCAGCUUCCUAUUCUCCACAUCCAGAAAUACGCGAAGGAGCAUCCCUAAUACCAGAAUCGUCGUUCAACAUCUCGAAUGAAGAGACUAUACGCCGUCUUCGCUCAAAGGGUCAACCUAUCAGGCUGUUUGCAGAGUCAGACAAGGACCGCAGACUACGACUUCGUGCGCUCGAGCUGAUUGAAGAGAAGGGUCAUGAUAAACAAGCGGGACAGAAUGAUUUCAAAAAAGCCUUGGAAGACGUUGAGAGCGUUGAACGGGAGCUGAAGAACAAAAACAGUAAAGGGAAGAAGAAGGGCGAGGUAGAACUGGCAGGGGAAGGCGUCCUCGAUUUGUCUCUUGUCAAAACAGACCCAGACAAGCUUUACCCCAUCAUUUACUAUGCUUUAAAACGUGUGCUCAACGAAUGGGGCGAGGCAAUGGACGAAAGACCCGAGCACGUUAAACGUACCACUCAAGGAAAGCUCGCCGCAGCUACUCAAGUGCAAUCGGCUGAGUAUUUGAAGCCGUUGUUCAAAACGCUACGUUCACGGUCCUUACCCCCUGACAUGUUGGCUCGCAUGUCUGAAAUCGUUCAUUACAUGCAGAAACGACAGUAUCAAAAAGCUAAUGAUUCCUAUCUUCGACUGUCUAUCGGAAAUGCACCUUGGCCGAUUGGAGUUACCAUGGUUGGGAUUCACGAACGUUCAGCUCGAGAGAAAAUUUCUUCAGAUCAGGUUGCACACGUGCUCAACGACGAAGUUAGUCGGAAAUAUAUCCAAAGUUUGAAGAGAUUGCUUACAUUCUCUCAAACAAAGUAUCCCCCAGAAGAUGUUUCUCAACUGAUGGGUUAA